GUUGAGAGGCUGCAGGAUUUGUGAUUCUGAAGAUGUUGUAGCGCGUUCACUUGUCAUGAGCAGUUGAUAGAUUGUACAGUACUUCUUCUUUCUUUCCCGACACUGGUCAGUCGCUUGGUAUGUUGGGCUCAUACGUCUGCCGUCAGUGCAGAGCGCGCCUAAACCCUCGCCUUCUACCUUCCAGAAUCCCUCAAUGGCAACCACGAGCCACGUUCAUCUCGCUGCGCCGUAAGCAACCACAAAACGGCGCCGAGCAGACCGAAGCCCGGAGACAGCCAGACGACACAGACACCACACAUGAAACUGACCAAAGCCCCUCGUAUAAUCUGUUCGACCGAACCCAGACAAGUAACCAGGCUGCCAGCGAUGGUACUCGGCGCGUUGGUAGAUACUCGAGGCAUUUGCGCGACAGCGUUGGUGACGCGCCAGAGACUCUCGAUGCUGGCCCACCAGAAGAGGUUAAAGACGUCGAAGAUGCAGGAAAAGCUUACACGGUUCGAAUUCUGGGGCAUCUGCGAGGUCAGGGAGUGAAGGAUGCGUGGGCAUUGUUCGAAAGGACCUACACUUCAGCCGAUUGCGAAGCGCUCACGAAGCCCUCCACUACAGAUAUUCGCCUAAUAAACGACAAGCGCUUCUUCAGCAACCUCUUGACUCAAGUUGUCAAGGAUUUCUGUCAAAAACAAGGAGAGCCGGCAGUUACUCCGACGACUGCACUGUUCAAAUACGAGCAGCUCGGCAUCGCACCUCCAGGAUUGUGGAUUAAGGACGCGAUUGAACCUUUGACGCAUCAAGUGAUGCUCGCCGCCAACGGCGCUAGCACAACACUGCAACGGGAUUUGUCCUCUCUACUUUUCGAGCUUGUUUCCGUCUGGCGGUUGUUCUUCCAGUGCAAAGGGAAUGGCAAUGAUUCACUGGAGGCCAUCAGCCCAGAGUGGAACCUACCUACCAUUGAUGCUUUGCCACAGAUUUUCCAAUCAAACGAUUUCAAUUACCGUUUGCAGGACUUCCAUCCGAAAUCCAUUGGCAGCCCAACUUUGGGGUUCUGUGCAGUCUACAUGUUCAAUCUGUCCGAUGCCAUAAACUCCAACGAGUCUCUUAGAGCUCAAGCAGCCCCUUUUCUGGACCUGUUAGCUCGUGUCCUGGCGGGCGUAAGAGUUAAUUCUGUCUUGAACUACCCAGCCUACUCGAAAACUUUCCAGGCACUUCCCCAAGAGGUGCAGGCUGAGAUCAGAAAGGAGAUUGAAUCAGCACCAAGUAGGGCGUUGAGCAUGUUGGGACAGCAGUCAAGUGGCUCUGACAAAGAAACAAUACAACGCGCUGGUCCUUCUACCACCGAUCUGGAGUCAUUCAAUCUUAAAGCAAUAGCGCGUGCAGUCGAAGCGAAGACAUCACCCGUGGUUCUUGAGGGUCAUUGGAAACGCAUUCUGAGGGACUACACAGAGGGCGGCAAGACGUCGAUACCGCCUAGAAUUUACAAUGCUUUCCUAUCUGGGUAUCUGGUCCUGCGACAAGCCGGACGCUCGGUCGAAGUAUGGAAUCACAUGAUGGCGAAUGGUGUCAAGCCUGAGCUGCCAACCUGGGUUGCAAUGCUCGAAGGAUGUGAGAAAGCAAAAGAUCUUGACGGCUUCAACGCGAUGUGGCAGCGUAUGCAGAGCGCAGGGUUUGAACCAGACAAUUAUGCCUGGACGACACGGAUACACGGCCUGAUGUCUUUGCGUCAAAUCGAUCUUGGCCUCCGAGCUCUUGACGAGAUGGGCAAUAGGUGGCGGUCAGCAGAGACCGUCAAGAACGCUCCUCCUUCGAACUCAAGGAAUUCCAAGGGCGCAAGGAACCUCCCUACACCGGCGAAACUUGUCAACAACUGCACAAAACCAUCUGUGGAAGUAAUCAACGGCGCUAUAUCCGGUAUUGUUCAACUGCCAAAAACUGCUCGCAUAAGCCAGCAGAAGCGUGUGGAUUAUGUGCAGAAGAUCCUCAGAUGGGGGACACAAUUUGACGUCAAGCCUGAUACACGGACGUUCAACAUCCUCAUCCAGCUAUACCUCCACGCAGGCGAUUAUGCCACAGCCUUCAAGGUGCUCAAGCAAAUGGAGCUGAGCGGGUUAAGAGCGGACAUUUCGACACAUACCAUGCUUAUCACGGCAGCCUUCGAGAACGGCACUCUUGAUAACCUGUCCGAGGAAGAUCAAGCAAGCCGUCUUACCCAAAUGUUCGAAGAUCUCGAAGCCGGCGGUCUGCGCCUUAACAAUUACGUCUACGCAACAGCCAUCGACCGCCUGCUAAAGCAGUACGACAGCCACACUGCAGUCCGCAUAAUCAUCGACCACAUGCGCAGCCGCAACCUCUCGCCCAGCGCACACGUCUACACCUCGCUCAUCACCUACUACUUCCAGCAAUCGCCCCCAGCCAUCGAAGCCGUCGACUUGCUCCUGCACCAGAUCUUCGACUCUCCACACUCGGACACAGACAAGCUAUUCUUUGACCGUGCGAUUGAAGGCUACGCCGAGCACGGCGAAGUAGGCAAGAUGAUGAGCGUGCUCACCCGCAUGUCUAAGAACGGCAAGCACCCCGGUUUUCAAGCGCUCACGGCCGUCAUCAGAGCGCUCGUUGCCACCGGCGACGUCGAUCGCGCGCGCUUCAUUGUGCGCGAUGUGCAGCGGGGCGAGGGCAUUGCGUAUGGCGGCGUCACGGGCGCAUUUAAUGACCAGAAGCAGUUCCUAGCUGUUGCGCAGAGUCUGGGUGUUGGGCUAGACGAGGAACGUAUGGGAGAUAUGUUCAGGAUGAGAAAUGAUGCGAGGAUGCUUGAUGAACAGAUCAAGGUGCGGAUGCAAGAGGAGAGGGAGGCCAUUGAGAGGCAGCCAGAGCCGAAUGCUCCUGAGCAGAAGACUCCUGAGCAAAAGCUUGAGGAUCAAUGGGAAUCGUCCCCCGCGCAGAGGGAACCCGAGCAGCAGAAUCAUGAGUCGAGGGACCUAGGGCCGCCAGAGGAGGAGAUCCAUGGGUUUCUGGGACGCUGA
Macroventuria anomochaeta is the source of this 3014-nucleotide messenger RNA. RefSeq lists its product as uncharacterized. The transcript is spliced from 2 exons. NCBI's taxonomy places the organism in Eukaryota, Fungi, Ascomycota, Dothideomycetes, Pleosporales, Didymellaceae. The record is from RefSeq and is a predicted model, not a curated record. Bases 120 to 3014 code for a protein of 964 amino acids. Gene Ontology annotation, molecular function: protein binding.